Dalotia coriaria is the source of this 3260-nucleotide messenger RNA. Its product is annotated as homer protein homolog 2-like. Gene Ontology annotation, cellular component: dendrite; plasma membrane; cytoplasm. The coding region runs from base 137 to 1369 and encodes 410 amino acids. The record is from RefSeq and is a predicted model, not a curated record. Gene Ontology annotation, molecular function: G protein-coupled glutamate receptor binding. Gene Ontology annotation, biological process: G protein-coupled glutamate receptor signaling pathway; regulation of store-operated calcium entry. The transcript is spliced from 6 exons. NCBI's taxonomy places the organism in Eukaryota, Metazoa, Arthropoda, Insecta, Coleoptera, Staphylinidae.
AUUUUUGGAGCAUGUGAGAAUUCAAGUAUGGCGGCAGCUGCUGGAUUAAUGUCUUGACAUAUUUGAUUUGCUACCCAAAUAAAAGUGAAAUACGUGCCACAAGUAGAUAGUAAAUCGUGCACAACGCACAUACAAGAUGACGUCCGGAAAAGAUACAAUGGGUGAGCAGCCUAUCUUCACGUGCAAGGCGCACGUCUUCCACAUCGACCCGAAGACGAAACGCUCGUGGAUGCCGGCUUCCAGCAGCGCCGUCAGCGUCUCCUUCUUCUAUGACUCCUCCAGAAGUUUGUACAGGAUCAUCAGUGUUGAGGGUUCAAAGGCAGUCAUCAACAGUACUGUUACACACAAUAUGACUUUUACCAAGACCUCACAAAAGUUUGGCCAAUGGUCUGACGUGCGCGCGAAUACAGUAUAUGGACUUGGUUUUUCCUCAGAAGCUGAAUUACAAAAAUUUAUUGACAAAUUCAAUGAAGUAAAGGAAGCAACACGCAGUGCCAUCACCAAAGUGACCGCCAACGGUGGUACGGCCGUUACCCCUGUGACCAGUGCCAAUGCAAGCCCCAUCACCGCUCGAGCCGCUAGCGGAACCCCUGACAAUCUUGAAAAUCUCUUGGAGCCACCAGUUUUUGUUGUAGGAAACUCGGCCAUAAUAUCUAAUGCCAGUGUAAAAGAAGAAGACCUGCCACAUCCACGCAGUCAUUCGAUUUCGGGCGUUCAGAGCAACGAAAGCCCCAGUCAUCAAAUCAAAAUCGAAAAGACCUAUUCGCUAUCGACCUCCAGUGGCGGAAACAACAGCAAUACCAACGAUAUGCAGCUGAAGUACGAGAACGACCGACUCAAACUGGCUUUAGCACAAAGUUCUGCGAAUGCUAAAAAAUGGGAGAUCGAAUUGGCUACGUUGAAGAAUAAUAAUGCACGACUGACGAGUGCACUUCAGGAGAGCACGGCGAAUGUGGAGGAGUGGAAACGACAAUUACAUACGUACAAGGAGGAAAACAUGCGCAUGAAGGCGAAAUAUCAGAAUGAUCUUGAGAAUAGCAAAGGUGGGGGUGACAUUGCCGAUGAAUUGCGUAAAGAAAUUCAAUCACUGCGCAUUCGCGUUGAUCAAUUAGAAUCAGAGUUAGACACAAAGUCGGCCGAGAUGAAGCAAUUAUCGGCGUUAAACAAGAACGCGGACGUGCAGGCCUUGCAGCGCGAGAACCAGGAACUCCUCGCUACGGCGAAGCUCAGUCAGAGUGAACUGGACGUCGCAAUGGGUACACAUGAGUCACAACGACAGGUAUUGCUCACGCUCAACCAACAACUCGCUGGACGCGUGCAGGAACUGGCUGCCAUACACCACGAGAUCUCUACGGCUUUGCAGACGUGAGGAUUGGACGACGGCUGGUUCAAAUCGUACGUAUGAAAAAAACUCGCGGACGCGAUGAGUAGCCCCAAAACGAAAAAAUCUACAGCGGCGCAACGCCCCUACCGCACAAUGGCGCAAAUUAAUUUUCACAUCCAAACACCAUGUCCUGCGAUUUCACUACUGGUACUUUAUACUUGUUUUGUUUGAUUCUCCCAGCCGUUGAUACGAGACGAAAUCUCUUUGUAAGAGUUGUGUAUGUACUAAGACUUAUAAGACUAAAUUUGGACAAAGUCUCCCAAAUUGUAUUGGAGGAACUUCGGAGACUGAAUUGGAAGUAUUACCACUUAGAUCAAGCGAAGCCAAAAUAUGAAUAUAACCACCUACUAAUGCAUUUAUUCAAAUAUUUUAACGCGAACAUUUCAAUGAUGAAUUAUUACUAUUGCAUAAUGUGUAACUCAAGUUGUUGUAGGUAAUUUAAUUCGUAGAGCAAGGAAUAAUGUAUUAUAUUCGUGUGGCGUGAAUUAAUUAAAUCUGAGGAAGCAGGAAUCUCGCAAAUCGUAGCGAGACGAGAUGUGUAUUUACGGGCAUUCAAGUAGAAUGUUGAUGAAGCAACAGCGAGUGCAGCUUUAAAUAACUCAUUAUUUCUUAGUAUUAUUUUAUUCACGCGUAAUACAUUUACGUUAUCUAAUAUAUUCGCUUUUAAACUAGUAAACCAGUAUUAGUCUCUAUUUGUACUCUAAGCCUAGUAUUAGGAUAAGUCGUUUUGCUACUCAUCAACGUUCUAUUUGCUGCCCCGUCGAGCGCCGUAAUUAACUUAUGUUGGAAUUGGAAAUAUGAAAUAAGGAACGUUACAUUGAUAUAAGAAUGUGAUUUGUAAAUAUGCUUUUAACGAUGUCAAAACAAAGACCACGGACGGAUGCACUAAGUGUGCAUGUUAAACUCUAACAAGAAAUGAUGCCAAUAAUGAAAUGCAAUUAUACAUAGUAACGAAAUAACGAUGCCACAGCGACGUACUGCAAAUAAUGCAAGACAAAAUAUAAAUCGAACAAUAAUCAUGAUAUGCUUUGUGCGCACUUGUUAAUGAACAAAUUAACCUCAUAAUCAUACAGACUUCUGCAUUUCGCGUGUGCAUUUCAAUUUAUCCUAUGUACUAAUUUAUUCUAUGCGGAAGUUAAUCUAUCGUAGUAGCGCAUUUUUACCCUCAUGACUACAGACGAUAUAUACGUAUCUAAAUACUUUAUGAUGAAGAGAGAAACUACACUAGCGCGAUGAUACGUUAACGAAAUUCUUACGGUGUUCAAUUUUCGGCGUGAGCUACAACCAUAUAUUGAGGAGAACAGUGUUUGUGAUUCGCAAACUAUAGAAACCGUUGUAUUUUAAAUUAAAAUUUCGUUUCCGUGUUUACAUGCAUAAAAUAAUUAUUUGUAGUUAUGUAAAACAAAGAAGAAACUUUUCUGAAUUAAGUUUCAGCAGUUAGUGUUCUUCUGACAACGAUUUCAUUUUACAAACUGAUAUUAUACAUUUUACUCUAAAAGAAGAACGUAAACGCCACGCACAUAAUAAAAUUACUAUACUGCUAAACUUCUAUUAUACUACUACUUAUUAAAUAUGCUAAACAAAUUGUUGUACGUAAUUAUACGUAUGUUAGACCAGAAUACUAAUAAUAAUUGUAUAGAAAUGUUUUUACAUACACCAGACGCAACAAAUCAGAUAACAAAAGUAAUAAUAUACAUAGUACUAGCAAGAUAAGAAAAUGUUUGUCUUUGUAAGCGACUCAAUCCGAUUAUUGCUUGUUUUAUUGCAACCAUUUGUAUUUGGUUUUAUAAAUAUUAUAUAUAAAUAUAUAUAUAUAUAUAAGAAAAUAUCGGAAAUAGAUAUAUAAAUAUAAAAAUAUAUUAUAUGAAUAUUAAAA